Molecule: messenger RNA, 2360 nt
Organism: Cheilinus undulatus (humphead wrasse)
Lineage: Eukaryota; Metazoa; Chordata; Actinopteri; Labriformes; Labridae
Gene: ascc1
Product: activating signal cointegrator 1 complex subunit 1
Exons: 10
Coding region: 211-1275 (354 amino acids)
Biological process (GO): DNA alkylation repair; regulation of DNA-templated transcription
Cellular component (GO): nucleus
Molecular function (GO): RNA binding
Source: RefSeq, a predicted model, not a curated record
UCGUAAAGAAUGAUACUCCGUACAUAAAAGUCAGGUAACAUACAGGUUAUGAGCAACAAAGUAAUGUUAUUUUAUCAUAUACGGGUUUAAAAAGUUACACAAGCUCACGUUGCAGCUUACUGGUAUAGCUAACCAACUUAAGAAGCUACCCCAACAUCAAUUACACGGUUAGGUUAGCUUUUGCGAAGCUAACGUUAGAAACGUCACACUAUGGAUGUUUUACGUCCACCUCUCAUAAAUAUAGAUGGAAGGAUAUACAGGAGGAAUAUCACUAAAGAAGAACAUUAUGAAGAAGAAGAAGAUUUCUCUUACUCGGGACCACCAGAGAGUGAAGACCUUGCAGAAGAUGAAUCCUGUGAUACCCAUUUCAUUGAGCAGACUGAUAAAGGAUACAGAUGUGCCAUCGACGUCCCAAGUGUGCUUUACAAGUACAUAAUUGGGAAGAAAGGAGAGACACGCAGGCGCUUGGAGUUUGACACAAAGACAUCAAUCAGCAUCCCUAAGCAAGGAGUGGAAGGACAGAUUAUUAUUACAGGUUCCCAGAAAGCUGCAGUCUCGUCUGCAGUCACAAGAGUUGAAGUCCUUGUGGAGAGUUUCAGGAAAAAGCAGCCAUUCACACACUUCUUAUCAUUCCCUCUGAAUGACCAGAAAGUUCAGGAAGGAUUCCUGACAUUUAAGGAGGAGGUUUUGAAGCAGUGUUCACAGGAUUAUGGAGUAGAUGAAAGCAUCUUUCAAAACCCUGCAAAGCUUCACCUGACGGUCGGCACCCUGGCUCUCUUAAAUGACAUGGAAGUGAGGAAAGCCUCUGAACAUCUCCAAGAAUGUCAGCACUUCAUCAGGGACAUCACAGAAGGGAAACCUCUGCCAUUGGAGGUGACAGGAAUAGAGUACAUGAAUGAUGAUCCAGCUAUGGUAGACGUCCUGUAUGCCAAAGUUAAUGUGAAAGACGGAUCUGACAAGUUGCAAGUGAUUGCAGACAGGCUGGUGGAACAUUUUGUCUCAGCCGGGCUGAUGGUCAGAGAGUGGGACAGAGUGAAGCUUCAUGGCACAGUGAUGAACACUCUGUUCAGGAAGGACUCCACAGGUGAAGACACAGGUGGAACAGGAAGGCAAACCAUGAAUGAAAGGGAGGCUUUCGAUGCCAGAAAUAUACUGAAGAUAUUUGGAGCUUAUCACUUUGGAGGCUUUGAGUUAAAAACCAUCCUGCUGUCUCAGAGAUAUUCCACUGACUGCACCGGCUACUACUCGUCUUCAGGGAGCGUCAACCUCUCAUGAGCUUCAUCGUUGCUGAUACUCUGAGGUGCUCUUUAUGAAGAACCUGGUCAUCACUGGACGUGGCUUUACAUGAAAAGUGUUUGUCUUACCGAUGAAGAAACUUCAGUACUGAACUGGGAAACAGACGAACAUAAAUGGACUCGCAUCAGAAUUUUCUGGCAUCUUCACCAAAUCUUUUGUUGAAAUCAGUUGGAAAAUUAACAUCUGAUGAGAUUUUGUUUUCUCGGCAUGCUUACAGGAGUUUGUGUAUUCUAACAUCCUGUUAAAAUCUACCAGGAAAAAAAUGAAUUCAUUUGUAAAGAGUCCAACCUUGGCCUGUUGUGAUUAAUUGCUGUUUGUCAGAAAUUCCUGAAGCAAUCCUUAUAGACUAUACGCAGCAUGAAUAUGAGAAUCUAAUAAGCUAUAAAUAAGAAAAUAAACUUUUUGUACGACACAAAAUCGAUGAGAUACAUUUAUGCACUGCAAAUAUUUACAGAUUAGCAGCCCUUCAGAUCUUCCUCCUCUCAGUGUUGUCGGAUGUUAUUUAAAUGAAGCUUUCCUCCCCUCUCUCCUCUUUUAUGUAAACUGAGUAUGCUUGGCGAAGUGGAUAGAUAAUUUUUUAUCAACAUCUGCCUUUAGAGGAACAGGGAGGGGGCAGAUGACAUCAGUUAAUCUCUUUACAAUUAAAUGCGCUCUUCCACAGCGUGAAUCUGAGGUGUUGAACAGGUUGUGUAGAGCUGCUUUAGAAUAUAAGAGUUUGUGCGUUGUGUUUUUCAUGACUGUGUAUUUUAAAGUCAGAUCUACUUAAACAUUAAUCAUAAGGCAAUCAUCAGAGGAGUGUUGUGCCCUGAGGCCAUAUAUACACGCUCAAAAUGGAAAUGAAAAAUAAACCUUGAAUCUACUAGAGCAUUAAAGCUAAGUUGGUCAAAAACAAACAGCAAGAAAACAACCAAAUUUUACUUUUCUAUCAUAGAAAAAGAAUGAGAAUAAAAUUGUUCUGUAAUUUACAGUAUGAACUGUAAGUGUGACCUUAUAAUUUUUUAUAUUAUACACAACUCCUUUUCCAAAAUGUUGGGUCGCUGUGUAAAAUGUGAAAAUAAAAACCA